CUGAAAAUUCGAUAAUACGUGAACCCGAACCGGCUUAUCUGGGUUAAAUAAGGUAUAUGCUUUGCACGUUCUUCAUCUUGUCCCUAAUAGCCUUCAAUAUGAGCCGCUGUUGCAGCACACCGCGUAGUCGUGCCACCAUCUCCAUCGUCAACACGUGGAUCCAUAAAAUGCUAAGGUUCUGCUGGAGCGUAUACUUCACAUCGAUUGUCAGAUCUUUCAAUAGCGACCAAGCCCUUUGGACAAUUCGACCUUCAUCGAGAAAAAAUCUCGAAUUCCCAGUUGGCGGUUUCUCGCCCUGUACUAUUGGUGAUAAAAGAGGAUGCAAAGCUUCGAAGCUUUCAAGACUAAAAGCGUUACCAACAAGGUUGGUGGGUAAUUGGACGGCGAUGCGAGGUCGGAAUGCAAUACCGCUGAGGUCUGACAUGGCUGUGUCUAACGGUGGGUAUAUUUUGCAGGCAUCUUGCUGAAGUUUUACUAUCCCUUUCAAAGAGGCAAUCAUCUCUUGCAUCGAAAGUGUUCGCCAACACCAAGCUGCUUCAGCCUGUUCAAGACGGGUAGCGAGUUCUGUAUCCACGUCUCUAUUGCAUGAAGGAUCAGGAAACAGAUCGACUAAAGAUUCGAAUAGUGCU
This is a messenger RNA of Alternaria alternata, 629 nucleotides long. RefSeq lists its product as hypothetical. Bases 57 to 467 code for a protein of 136 amino acids. The transcript has a single exon. Lineage: Eukaryota; Fungi; Ascomycota; Dothideomycetes; Pleosporales; Pleosporaceae. The record is from RefSeq and is a predicted model, not a curated record.